AAUAAGAUUUCUUUAUUUUCUAUCACACGUAUGAUUAUUUUUGAAUGCAUGUGCAUAUGUUCACUACAUGGCUUGGUAACUGCAGAGAUCAGAAGAAGGCAUCAGAUCUUCUGGAGGAGUUAUGGAAUUGUUGUAAGACACCAUGUGGGUGCUGGGAACUGACAUACGGUCCUCUGCAAAAGAAUAAGUGCCCUUAACAACUGAGCUAUCUCUCCAGCCCCUGUAUAACGUAUUUUUAAAGAAACAAAAGUUAUGAGAAAACAGAAUAAUUCAUGUAAAGUUGAGAUUGGUAGUUCCAUCUUGGAAAAUGGAAAAUGAGAAGUUUGGGAGGGGCACACAGGGCCCUCUAAGAUACCUGGAAUGUCUGUUUACAACCUUAACCUGGUUAUUGGAUGCAUUACAGGUUGAAUUCCUUAUUGUUUAUACUGUAGAGAUUUGAUUUGUUUACACUUUGAUUUGAAUAUAAAAUAAUAACAAUGAAAAAUAUUCUGUAGGAGCAAAAACAAGGAGGAGGGGAAUAAAACCAGAAGGUUCUGGAAAUAAUGAUGGGGCAGUGAGUGAAGCCCUGUACCUGAGUGUCCUUCCAUCUUAGAAUACUUCUGGCAGGGCCCCACUUACCCAUUGCUAUCCUGUCAUCUGCCAGGCCAGAGAACCCUGUGUCCUCAGUUCAGCUUCCAGAGGAGCCACAACCUCCCCCAUCUGUCACUGAGCUGGCCUGCUAUGCUCCAACAUUUCCAGUCACUUCACUGAUGGAGUUUUCUUGGAUGAAAUUUUCCCCAAGUUUGACCUUCACUUUAUUAAUUCCGUACUUUCAAUCACCUCAUAGACCGGCAUGAUUGGAAUUCAUAUCUAAGUCUUUUGAUAAUGCAACUGUGAGCCACAGUAAUUUUAACAAGCCACUCUUGCCUCCUGACUGUUAACUUUCCAUGAGGACUGAGUGAUUGGAACAAGGCUACUUCCUAUCCAGGGUAGCUAUGGUGAUAAUGUCUUCCCCAAUAUAGCAUGCACCCUAAUAAGCUUAUCUGGGGUCAGAGAAAAGAACAGCCACUAGAUGUAGAGGCCAGAAAAUGGUGGCACAUACGCCUUUAACCCUAUCAUUUGGGAGGAAGAGAUCUAUCUGGAUCUCUGUGAGUUUAAAGCCACACUGGAAACAGCCAGGCAUGGUGACUCACGCCUUUAAUCCCAGGAAGUGAUGGGAGAAAGCAGAAAGGUAUAUAAGGCCUGAGGACCAAGGAACUAGAGCUGGUUAAGCUUUUAGGCUUUUGAGCAGCACAGUUCAGCUGAGAGGCAUCCAGUCUGAGGAAACAGGAACAGCUGAGGAAUUGGCAAGGAGAGGUGGCUGUGGCUUGUUCUGCUUCUCUGAUCCUUUCAGCAUUCAUCCCAACACCUGGCUCCAGGUUUGUUUUUCUUAGUAAGACCUUCUAAGAUUCGUGCUACAAAUAAAUUGUAAAGAAGCCAAGAGAGCUGAAAUGAUCUGCUAUGUAUGAAUGGAGUCUCCUAAAAUGAAAGAAAACCCCUCAUAUACAUAAUUCUGAACCAGAUUUGGUGGCUCACACUUACAGUUCCAGCAUUCCAGAAGCUGAUACAGGAAGAUUGCCUGGAGGCACUGGCCAGCCUAUACUUCAAACCUUAUUUCAAACAAACAGACUCAUUCUGUCUCUGAUAAGCUGUCUUACAAAAUAAGAAGUAUAAAAUAUAUGAAAUAUAUUUCUAGUUAUGCCAAUAAGUAUUCACCAGCUAAACACAGAAAUGGUGAAACUUACAGAGAUACAACCUGAAAAUUCAAUCAAAAUAAUUUGUUUGAAUUUAUUUUAUUUCCUUAUUUCCUUAUUUAUUUGAAAACUGCAGACCUAAACUACAAUUCAUGCUUAUCAGCUUUCUGCCUCAGAGGUACAUCCAUACCCCUAAAACAUAGUAUUUAACUAAUUCCUCCAAGAGAUAGUAGGCAUGAGACAACACAGAGUAAAAACAGAAAAGCACUGAGAAGAUAGGGCACCCCACACAUUUCUCCUGAAUGAGUGAAUGAGUUGAUUAACCAGUCAGGCAUCAGCGUUCUCCACCUUUAACCAGGAAGUCAGAGGACCAGUGUGACAAUUUACCCAGCCUCCUUCACGUUCUUGGUUUCUUCAUAGCCACUAGACAACGUUUGACCAAGAGAAACAGGCAAGGGCAACGACCUGUUUGGUGAUGAGCCUGGAAAGUGAGCUUGGGAGAGCAGAGGAAGAAGAAAAAUGUCCAUCCAGCAUGUCCUGACUAUGUCCUGAGAAGCAUAUACAGUGAAUUUUCAUGAGGCCCCUUGUAUCACACUAAUCUGACAGCUUCUUCUCACCAACCAGACACAAAAGGCCAUGGUCAACCACAGCUCCCCAGCGGGCUUCCUCCUGCUGGGCUUCUCUGAACACCCACGCCUGGAAAAGAUUCUCUUUGUGGUUGUCUUGUGUUCCUACCUCCUCACACUCCUAGGAAACACACUCAUCCUCCUGCUGUCCACACUGGACCCCAGGCUCAACUCUCCAAUGUACUUCUUCCUCUCUAACCUCUCCUUCUUGGACCUCUGCUUCACCACAACCUGUGUGCCCCAGAUGCUGGUCAACCUCUGGGGACCCACAAAGACCAUCAGCUUCCUGGGAUGCUCUGUCCAGCUCUUCAUCUUCAUGCUUCUGGGGACCACCGAGUGCAUCCUCCUGACAGUGAUGGCCUUUGACCGCUAUGUGGCAGUCUGCCAGCCCCUGCACUAUGCCACCAUCAUCCACCCCCGCCUGUGCUGGCAGCUGGCAGCUGUGGCCUGGGCUAUAGGUUUGGCUCAAUCCAUAGUUCAGAUACCACCCACCCUCCGCCUGCCCUUCUGUCCGCAUAGGCAGAUAGAUGACUUUCUAUGUGAAGUUCCAUCUCUAAUUCGACUCUCCUGUGGGGAUACCACCUAUAAUGAGAUUCAGUUGGCAGUUGCAGGUGUCAUCUUUCUGCUUGUGCCUCUGGGUCUCAUCCUUGUCUCUUAUGGUGCUAUCGCCAGGGCAGUGCUGAGGACUAACACUUCAAAGGGACGCAGGAAAGCUUUCGGGACCUGCUCCUCCCACCUCAUCGUGGUCACCCUCUUCUACAGCUCAGUCAUUGCUGUCUAUCUGCAGCCCAAAAAUCCCUAUGCCCAAGAGAGGGGCAAGUUCUUUGGGCUCUUCUAUGCAGUGGGCACUCCUACACUCAACCCUCUUGUAUACACCCUGAGGAACAAGGAGGUCAAGAGAGCAUUCUGGAGGCUGCUAGGGAAGGAUAGGGACUCUGGGGAGAACUGAGGGAGAAAUACUUGUGUGCUUUCUGAAUUAAAAGAGUUUCUUCAUGAUAUGUAGGUUGUAUUCAUAUAUUUGUGCAUAUAUAUUAUGUAACAAUAAUAAUAAUAACAGAAAAAGAAGCUAUCAGCUUGAGAGGGGGAAGAUGUGUGAGGAGUUGGAGAGUGGAAUCUGGGAGGAGCUAGAGGUAGAAAAGGGAGGGGGAAAGUGAUAUAAUUCUAUUUCAAUGAAAAUAUAUUUUUGAAAAAAAAUUAAAUGUUCAGCUUCUAAGGCCCUACACCUGAGCCACUAUAGUGGGACAGUGGGAGAGGGAGGGAGGGAAAGCGAGAACAUGUGCAUUUCCUUUACAGAUCUUAAGUUCAAGCACUAUCAACUCUUGAUAUUUCUCCUCUUUUCCAUUGUAUUUUAUUGCCUUUGUUUCUAUACAUCCCCAAACUCUGCCUUGGUUGUUUCUUGAUAUAUCUUCUCUCACCAGCUGUUAUAUCUGUAUAUCUGCAUGUGCCAUGUAAGCAAAGGCUUAGGGCAUAACAAAUCUGAAAUUUGGAAAGAUUUUGAUCAUCUUACAAUGUGAGAGAAUGUGAUCAUCUAGUGAUAUCUUAAGUCUCUGCCUAUCAUCUAUCUCCUAACUCUGUCUAUCUAUCUAUCUAUCUAUCAUCAUCUGUCUAUCAUCUAUCUUUGCACCUUGGAGUCAUGAGACAUUUCCUUGAGGCCUCCCAGCUUCUGGCAGAGCAUGGGGUUUUCUGCCUCAUAACAUUAGGAUAUAGCAACAGGACAUGAGAGCUCUCUGCAACUAGAAACUGUGUCUUCACUGAUGGAGGUUGUAACUUGAAUGUGAGAUGCCCCCUAUGAGCUCAUGUGUUUGAUCAUUUGGUCCACAGGUAAUGGAACUCUUUUGGAAUAGUGUGGAACCUUUAGGAAUAGGCACCUGGCUGGAGGAAGUGGGUCACUGAGGCAGGCCUUGAGGUUUUAGAGCAUAGAUUCAGUUGCAUCCACCCUCUGCUUCCUGAUUGUGAAUCCAGUGUUGCUCUGUUGCUCAUAUCCCUGCUACCGUGCUUUUCCAUCUUGAUGGACUGCAUCCCCUCAAUCUAUGAGCCAAAAAAAACCCCUCACCCCUUAUACUGAUUCUUGUCAGGUUUUUGGUCCUAGCAACAACAAAAGUCGCUAAAACUGAAACAGGAUUGACAGACUGAGAAAAUGGAGGGACAUGGAAAAGAAAGUAGCCCCUACCUCAGAAUCUUGUUUAAGCCUUUACCAGCUGAGAAUCCAGAAUUGGAGUACAGUUAACAUUUGUUAUGAAGGUUGCCUACAUAAAGGCACCAUUCUUUAAUAUAGAGAAGUUUCCAAUAAGAAUGUUAAAAUAAUGAAUCAUGGCUUAAGCGUGUACUACUUUCAGGAAUGACCUCUUUCCUCUCCCAACUAUAAACCUGCAAUUUUCUAAGACUCACACAAGAACCUCCAGUUAUCAUAAAAGACAUGUCUUAGGCCCUAUACAACCCUUGUCACCUAUGGUUUCAUCUGAUCAGGUUGUAUUCCCACCCAAGACACCUCAGGAGCUACCGUAUAAUCUCAUUGACCAAAUGCUGGUGGCCAUUUCAGAGGAGCAGCAGGCGGCAAUUGGAGUUCAAGGUGUCAGCCCACCAGGAGAAAAAUCCCUGAUGGGUGAAUCUCAGACAGACAAGGCCCCAAGACCACAGACUCCAGAAUGUCUUUUGCUUCUGCUGUGCCUUUACAUGUUUGUGUCUGCCAUCUUCCUCUGGUGUCUAGCAUGGUGUGAAUGGGUGUGGGAGAUCCCUACUGCCUGUAAUAUAGUGUGUUUAUACCAUGGAAACAUCAUGUUCUACUGGGCAUUUUUACCUGCGGACUAUUAUGAAGAGGAUUUCUUCCUAAGCUGUAUUGUCUAAUUGAUAAUAAUAAUGUUAGUUUAUAGAGUUUUGAUGAUUAAAAAUAAAACAAGGAAGUGUCACACAGCUAGAACACAUGAGUUUCUAUUGAGGAGUCACAUAGACUGUGGCUUAGGUUAAUGAUUAAGAAAAACA
Molecule: messenger RNA, 5317 nt
Organism: Peromyscus californicus insignis
Lineage: Eukaryota; Metazoa; Chordata; Mammalia; Rodentia; Cricetidae
Product: olfactory receptor 2H1-like
Exons: 1
Coding region: 2349-3287 (312 amino acids)
Biological process (GO): G protein-coupled receptor signaling pathway
Cellular component (GO): membrane
Molecular function (GO): olfactory receptor activity; G protein-coupled receptor activity
Source: RefSeq, a predicted model, not a curated record